GAAGCGAUGCGGCGACGUCGCGGGCACCGGCCCGCGGCGCUGCUCGCGACGCUCCUCGUGUCGCUGUCGCUGUGCGCGACCGCGGCGGCGCCGGACGAGCUGCUGACGCUGCGAGCGGACGAGGCCGCGGGGAGGCUCGCGGAGGACUCAUCACCGUCCUCACCAUCAUUCGACAACGACGGAGAAGCGCGCGGUCCAGGCGCGACGACGUCGCGCGUCGUCCGCGACGACGACGACGCGCUUUCGCCGUCGCCGCGCCCGCCGCGGACGACCCCGCCCGCGGACCCGCGGAGGAGCGCGUGCGCGCGCGACGGCGACGGCGACGCCGCCGACGCGUCGGCGGGAGCGGGCGACCAUCGACUCGCGUCGCUGCGCGUCUCCCGCGGCCUCCUUCGCCCCGCGUUCCGCCCGGACGUGACGUCGUACGAGAUCACGCUGCGCGCGGGCGACACAGACGACGCCGACGCCGACGCCGAUGUGGACGGGGUGACGUUCGUGAAGAUCUUCGCGCUGCCGUGCGACGCCGCCGCGGACGUCGUCGUCGCGGGCGUGCGCGUCCCGUCGAACGUCGCGUUCGCGCACGGCGCGGAGGGCGAAGUUCGAACUUCGAUCGCCGCGGACGCCGCGACGGACGCCGCCGACGAGAUGCGACGGAUGCCGUCGAUACCGCUCGCGCUCGGGGAGAAUGCGCUCGCGAUAACGACGCACGCGGACGUCAACGCGAGCGCGGCGGGCAGAGGCGAGCCGGACGCGACGUACGCGGUUCGCGUGCGCGUCUCGGAAGACGCCGGCGGCGUCGCGCGCGCGGCGUCUCGCGCGGCGGGGUGGACGCUCGCGCCGACCGCGCCCGAUCCGCUGGUCUUCGCAGACGAAGCAGCGAACGGAGAGCGCGCGGUGGCGCUGGGGCCGCUGACCGCGGUCUCGGACGCGGCGAUCGGGAAGACGGUGUACUUCAACGCGCCGCUGCGUGAGUCGACGACAGACCGACGCGCGUCCGGCGAACGCGCAGCUGGCGGCGGCGGCGGCGGCGGCGUGAGAGAGGACGACGAGUGGGUCGUGGAGGUCGUCGGCGUCCCCCCGCGCGGCGUCGGCUCGGUAUACCUGACGCGGUCUGCGGAGGACGCGGUCGGCGAGCGCGGCGCGCGCGUCGCCGCGCCGAGGCUGGGCACGCGCGUCGCGUCGCCGCUCUCGUUCGUCGUCGAUGAAAGUAUCCGCCUCGACGGGAGGAACCGCGGAGGGAGGAGCCGCGGCGGCGUGAAGAUGGCGUUCGUCGCGGGCGCGAACUUCACGAGCGACGGUGCGCACGUGCUCUAUCGCGCGUGCCGACGCGCGUGGGUCACGAACUCCACGACCACGCGGGCGGUGUCGUGCGGGAACGCGCCGCCGUCGAGGGUGGAGUUUCGACGCGCGAGGGGGGAUGACUGGGACGGCGGUUCCGGCGGUUAUGGGCCGUCGCCGCCGCCGGCGACGUCGACGACGGCGCGCCGGCGCGCCGGCGGCGGCGUCUCCGCGGUCGUGACCCUCCCGCGGCUGUCCUCGCGCGCGCCGCCGCUCGACGACCUCGACGACGACGGCGCCCUUCUCCGCGCGAACGACCUUCCGAGGCGAGAGCUCGAGAUCGCGUCGUUGCCAGCGAAGGGCUCUUUAGUCCUGUGCGGCGACUCGGACGACGCGGACGCGGUCGUCGCGCUUCGGUACCCGAGAUCGAUACCCGGAGACGCGGACGGCACGCCCGCGACGCUGGUGUACGUGCCGUACGGGCGCGAGGGCGGGAGCGGGGAGUGGGCGCGAGAGGCGUGCGAGGACGCGAAACGGGUCGUCGCGGCGAAAGGAGGAGGAGGAGGAGGAGGAGGAGGGGGGAUGGCACGGCUCGGUCCGCGCGCGCGUCGGAUCGCGUCGAGGGUUCGCGCGUUGCUGUCGUUCACGGCUUCGCUCGGCGGCGGCGGCGCCGGCGGCGACGGCGGGCGGCGAUCGCUCCUGGAGUCGUCGUCGUCUUCGCCGAACGUCGCGAUCGACGGCGGCGACGACGACGACGUCGUCGCCGCCGCGCCCGCGGGCGAGACCGCGGACGCGACGGACGGGUUCUCGUACCGCCACGUCGUCAACGGCGUGCCGUCGCCGGCGUCGCCGGUGACCAUCGCGCUGCCGCGGUCGUCCGUCGGCGCCGACGGCGCGGACGACGCGGACGCCGCCGAAAACGCGCCGACGCCGCCGCCGAGGGCGUCGCUCGCGCCGCGACGACGACGGCUCCUCGAACGCGUCGAGCCAAUCUCCACCGCCGCGCUCGCGCUCGACAUCCCGGCGGUCCUCGCGCUGGACCCCGCGUCGACUUCGGCGACGCCGACGUGCGCGGAGGCGUCGGUCGCCGCGUCCGACGUGUCCGACGCGUGGACGUGCGCGGCGUCGGACGCGUCCGACAAACGCGCGGGGUACCCGGGCCCGACGACGUGCCGCAAGCCGGAGUACGAGGUCCGCGUCGAGGUCGUCGGCGACUCCAUCCCGGACGCGUGUUUCGGCGCCGGUGGUUUCGGGUACGGCCCGGAGCGCGUGUGGGUCGGCGCGACGUUCGUCGACGGCGGGUCGUGCCCCGCGAGCGGGAGCGGGCACGACGAGAACGGCGUCCAUCGCACGAGUUGGCGGUCCGUCGCCGGCGGCGCGUUUCGACGGGAGGGACCCACACAGAACGGAGGAGCCUCCGGAGACGACUCUGGUGGACCUCUGCGCGCGACGCUCAGAGGGCUCUCGAGCUGUGGCGACGACGAGGCGCUCACGGUGUGGGCGUGGUCCUCGUGCGUCGAGCCGGCGGGGCAUCGGAUCCUUCUGAACGUCACGGUGAGCCGAUCGCCGCCGCGGCCCGAACCCGAGCGAUACCACGACGGCCGCGGCCCGCGGCCGAUACGCCCCGCGACGCACCCGCGGAAGCGGCUCGCGGACUGCCUCGUCGUCCCGCCCGUCUCGGGGCUGAUAUGCCCGGAGGAUCUGUCGCUGCUGCCGCGGCCGAGGGCGACGUGCCCGGCGCCGGGCGCGAGCGGCGAGGAGCUGGACGCGGUGUUGACGCUGGCGGCGUCGCAGCCGCGCGACCCGAGCGGGCACUCCGUCGCGCUCGCGCCCGACGCGCGCCCCGGCGCGGUCGUCGUCCCGCGGAACCUGACGGUGUUCUUCGACCUCCUCGGACCUCCGCCGCAUCCGAAAGCGGCGACGCUGUAUCAGCACGACGCCAACGGCAGGCGCGGCGCGCGGCUGCCGUCGUCGCUGGACUUCACCGGCGCGCCGAUUCGCGUCGCGGACGCGGACGGUCGCUUGCUCGUGUCCCCGACGCCGCGGUUGGACAUCCCGGGCGCGCACGCUCGGUCGCUCCCGGGGACGCCCGCGGCGUCGAUGCGGUACCUCGCGUGCGUCGCGGAGGACGGCACGUGCGCGUCGCAGAGCGGCAGCGCGGAGGUUGACGUCACCGCGAGGCCGCUCAUCUCAGCGGAGAACGCGUUCAUCCUCACCGAAAAGGGCAAGAAAUCGGACGGGUUCCGCGUGUACGCCUCCGACGAGGACUCGAACGGCGUCAUGACCGUCGUGACGUCCUUGCCCGAGGUCCUGGAGACGCUCGGGACGCUGUCGUACUGCCCGGAGCCGAUGCCGGCGCCGUCGUCGGAGUGCGCGACGGCGAUUAACCUCCUCUUGCGACCGUGCAGCGGAGGCGAGUCGUGCAUCAUCCUGUGCAGCGGCGCCGCGCAGUGCGUCGAGUGUCUGGACGACACGUACUUUCGAUGCCCGGGGCAGCAGACGCCGACGGUGAACCCGCUGAUUUACUGGACCGCGGGGACGUGCGCGGAGUGCGCCGGGAAGCCGGUGGGGGCGUUGGAGUUCAAGGCGCACGACGGCGCGCAAUUUUCGUCGCCGAUGACGGAGCCCGGGCACAAGGUGGAGCUCCACGUGAACACGCCGCCGCAGUCCAUCUCCGGCGGGAUAUUUCAGGAGACGAUCGCGCGAACUCCCGAGGACUGCGGCGCGGAGUGCGCCGCGGACUGCGCGGAGGUGUGCCGGCGCUCGUGCAUCGAGUACCUCUCCUCCGCGUCGAAAAACGCGGAGAUGAGCUUGGACUGGUGCGAGAUACACGACGCGUCCGGGGAGUGCGAUAACGUCGCGUGCGUCGCGGAGUGCGACGAGCUGCGUUGCGACUCGCACGUGUUCGCGUUGUACUCGCUGAGCGGCUCGGACGUCGACGGGGACCCGCUGAGCUUCCGCGUCAGCUCGAUACCGAAGCAGCUCGUCGUGAACCCGGACGACCAGUCCGUGACGUCGGAGGACGUCGGCAAGGUGUAUCAGACCGCGCUCGCUCCCGGCGAGAGCUCGUUCCGGAGGAUCUACGGGCCUGAUGACCUGGUGCUAUCGCGCUCGGGCGUGAUCAAGUUUAUUCCUCAGCGCGGGUCGCAGGGUCGGCCCGUCGGCGGCCUCACCGGGUUGCAAGAGAUUAAAUUCCGCGUCAACGACGGAUACGCCGACGCGUCGAGCACGGGCUCGGUGUCGUUCGCGGUGAACUCGCCGCCGACGACCGAGAACACGAGCACGCCGCUCCACGAGGGCGCCAACAUCACGCUGUCCCUGGGCGCGGUCGACGCCGCGGACUGCCCGGCCGGGUACUGCGGCAAACUCCCCGACGGGUCGUACUCGGGCGCGAUGAAAGCGCGCGUCGUUCGCGUCGCGCCGCUCGGCGUCGUCCCGGGAUUGUACCACGACGUCCCGAUCCCCGACGCGGACGGCGGCGGCGCGAUGCGAACCGAGCUUCGAUGCGACGGCGUGAACGGGACGUGCGAGCCGCCGAUAUUACUCACCGGCGUGGACGUCUUCUACGACCCCCCGGAGCCGACGCGUCCGGUCGACGACCUCAACCCCCCCGGGUUGGAAUCCAGCGGCGGCGUGCUGAGCGUCUACUUCGUCGCCGACGACGGCGAGCUGCUUUCCUCGACCGUCGGCGUGGCGAACAUCACGUACGUUCCGAAACCGAGAGCCGCGGACGUCGUCGUGUCGUACCCGUCGAAGAAGCCCAAGUCGAUCGGGGUUCGCGUGCCGAGUUUGGGCGAGUACUACGACGGCCAGCCGACGCAGUCGACGCGCGUGACGCUCGCGCCGCUUCCGAGCGCGUUCGCCUCGUGUGGCGACCAGACCGUCAGCGAGGACGACAGGAUACACACGAAGCUCGUGACGCUCCCGCCCGCGGACGUCGGAUACCUGAGCGUCCUCCGCGAGCCCUCGAACGGGUGGUUUAACCCCGACGGCACCCCCAGAGAUCCUCCGGAGACGGUGGCCAAGUACACCACGACGCCAGGGUUUUACCAAGUCAACGCGGGGAGCCUCGCCGAGGGCGCGGUGGACAAUCCGAUGCGCCAGGUGCUCUUCACGCCGCUGUCGGCGCUUCCGGACGACGGCGUCGCGUACAACACGUCCUUCACGUUCCGAGUGUGCGUGACCAAGGCGAACGAGGACGGCAGCCGCGUCUGCGACGCGUACGGCGAGACGCAGACGGCGACGAUCGUCGUCGAGCCGCACAACCUCCCGCCCGUCGCGACGCCGACGACGGCGCCGAGCAUGCUCCAGGGCGUCGACUCCGAGCGCGGCGUCGUGUUCUCUCUCCACGGGACGGACCCCGAGGGCGGCGACGUGUCGCCGUCCAUCACGCUCCCGCCCGGGUUUAGCGUCUCGUGCGGCGACGCGUCGAGCGCGUGCGGCGUCUUGUACCAAUACGACGCGCUCGGGACUUUCAAACGCGGCGACGCGUUUCCGUCGUCGUGCUCGUCGUCGUCGCCGUGCCCGGUGACGGACCCGGAACACCGCGUGCUCUUCGUCCCCGACGAGAACGGGAGGGAUCCGUACGGUCCGAACGCCGCGGCGUACGCGGCGAUCGAGUUCGUGGUCGUGGACGACGUUGGUCUGACGUCGCAGCCGGAGCGGGUGGAGAUGAGGGUCAACGCCGCGCCGACGAUUACCCCGGCGACCACGCGGCGGGUCUUCGUGUUUGAAAACUCCGCGGGCCCGCUGCCGCUGAGCCUCCUCGGGAGCGACUCCGACGGCGACGUUCUCACGUUCGAGAUCUUGAGCGCACCGAACCCCACGGGAGGCGACGACGACGGCGCGUUCUACGACGUGAACCCCGCGGACGGCUCGCGCGGUCGUCGGCUCGAUUUGAACAUCCUUCCUCAGGCGUUGACGCCCGGGAAUAAUCGCGUGUGGUUCGAACCGAAGCUCCCGGGGAACGUGACCGGGUGCUGCCCCGCGCGGGAGUGCGUCACCCUCGCCGGGGUGAACCUCCCGAGCACGUGCAACAGCUGCGACAGCUGCGUCGAGGUGGGGACGUCGUGUGAGUGCGCCAACGUGUGCUGCCCGCAUCGAUUUUUUUACGGCGAGCUGACGUACCGCGUAUCGGACUCGAACAACUUGUUCGCGCGCAACGUCGGGAGGGUGCACAUCCACGUGAAGCCGUCGAACGACGCGCCCGUCGUGGGCGAAGACUUCACCGUCGUCGCGUUCGAAGGCGAGCCGAUCGAGCUGGAGUUGAAAGGCGCGGACGAGGACGAGACGUGCGUCACGACGCAAAUCGCCGGCGUUUGGAGAGUGACGUGCGAGCCGCAGCUCGUCUCCGCGGUGAUCGUCGACGCGCCGAAAGUAACGGACACUGAAGGGGCGUUAACCGAUGCCUUCGGCGCCGCGAACACGAUCUCCGCGAUCGCGCCGACGACGGGAAACUAUGUCGGACCGCCGGGGUUCCCCUCCUCGUGGUUCGGCGCGGGCUCCAAGGCGCCGAACGAGAUGACCGCGACGGAAGCGAUGGCGCUGGACCGCGCGGUGUUGCUCUCGAACACGCUCAAGGUGACGUACACGCCGCCGCCCAUCGCGGCGGGGUUCCCGUUCUUCACGCUGCGGUACGGAUUGAAGGACGCCUCGGGCGCGUACUCCGCGGACACCGCGCGCGUCCAGAUCGUCGUCCGACAUAAACUCGACGACGUCCUGUCGCGGUUCGUCCGCCUGCCGAACUGGUACUUCCGCCCGAUCGACGCGCCGUUGAAGGACAGCGUCGACUGGUGGGCGAACGGCGCCGCGGGGAUCAACCCGGCGACGCUCGACCCGGAGACGACCGCGUCGCAUUGGUUGACCCCGAAGAAGCGGGAUCAGAUGGGGUCGUUCGGCGUCGUCUUCGGAAGGAACGAAGCCGGGCAGCUCGGGUUGGGACACGCCGCGAUUCAGCGCCUGCCCGUGCUCGAUGACGCGGAGGAGACGAUGAAGCUCGAGCUCGCGUCGAUCGCUGCCGGGGAGUACUCCGCCGUGGGUAUCAGCCGAGCCCCGGAAACCCUUGGGCAGGCGUACGCGUGGGGAGACGGCGCCAACGGACGCUUAGGUCUCGGGCACGCGUACCCGCGCGCGAGACCGACGAAAAUCGAAGGCGUCAACGACGUCGCCUCCGUCGCCGCGUCCGCGGGCCACGCGUGCGCGGUCACGAAACGCGGCGAGGCGUACUGCUGGGGAGCCGACGCGGACGGGCAGCUCGGCCGCCCGCGUCGCCGAGGGUCGCUGCGGGGUCCCGCGGCGGCGGCGACGGACGCGGCGGCGGCGGCGGCGGCGGAUCCGUUGCGACCCCACCGCGUCGUCGGCGGCGGAUUCGAUCGCGUUGACGUCGUCGGCGUCGCCGUCGGGGAGUUCCACACCGUCGCGCUGUCGUCGGAGGGCGUGAUGUGGUCGUGGGGGUCGAACGCGAACGGUCAGCUCGGACGGUUAGAGUGCGCGGAGCGGUCGCAUCACCCGAAGAGCCAGCCGAGGACGACGACGAUCGAAACCCCGGACGGGAACGAGACGAGGACGAUCUUCGGGGGGAACGAGAAGCUCAACGGGACCGGAUGCGAAGCCUACGGCGCGCCCGCGGUCGGGAGGCAGGAGACCCCCGGCCCGGUGGAGCUCGCGCUGAUGUGGCGCCCGUAUGGAAGAAGCGCGGACUCGCGCGAUUACCGCGUCCGGGAUUCAGACCUGGAGCCCGUCCGCUUCUCGCAGAUCGCCGCCGCGGGGUCGUUCACCGUCGCCGUCUCCGCGGACCCGCUCCCCGGGACGCCCGCGGCGAUCGCGCUCGAGAAGGCGCGCAAAGAGGCGGCGUUUCGACCCCCCGGGAACCUCAUCAAUGUGGACGUGGACGCAGAUGAGGACGCGUUGGGCGCGGCAAAGCGCGUCGAGACCGCCGCCGUCGCGCCCGGCCGCGUGUACACGUUCGGACACGGACCCGUCGGACAACUCGGCCACGGCGUCGGACGCCAGCCCGGCCGCGAAGGUCUCGACGACCACAGGGUCAUGGUCCCGACCCCGAUCGCGGCGCUGGAGGGCGUCGACGUCGUGCAGGUCUCCGCGUCGCGGCACCACGUCGCGGCGGUGACGCGCGACGGUCGAGUGUGGACGUGGGGCGGGAACUCUCACGGGCAGCUCGGGCACGGCGACCGCAUCACGCGGUUCGUCCCGAAACGCGUGGACGCUUUGAAGCACGUGAACAUAACCGCCGUCGCCGCGGGGUUACAUCACACCGUCGCGAUCUGCGACCUCGGGGAGGUGUACGCCUGGGGCUCGAACGAGUUUGGCGAGCUCGGGUUGGACCCGCAGAGCGCGUUCGAGCUCGAGGAGAACAACGCCAACGAGCCCUACCUGACGCUGCGGGGGUGGCGGCAGAUUCCGAACGUGACCAAUUUAUUGAACUCGGGGGAGACCGGCCGCCGACGCGCGCGGCGGCUGCUGCGCAUGGACGCCUCAGAUGAUCCGGAGGGCGAGUACGACUUGAUCUUCGAGCGCCUGCGCGACGACGAGGACGCGAGCGGCAACGUCGGGCACGCGCACUCCCUCUUCAAGUCGCUCCUCUCCGGGGUCCAACCGUUGACGCCGCCGCCGUGGGUUUUAAACGGCUCCGAGUUUGACCUCGCCGCGUUCGGCUGGGGCUGGGUCGUCGGGCAGUCCGCGGAGAGCGCGGGGCGACCGGACUACGUCACGGUCCCGCAGCUCGUGCGCGGCGCGACGCAGGUCGGGGAGAUCGCCGCGGGGGGCGGGUUCACGCGCGCGACGCGUCGCGCGUGCCGCCCCGGGUCGCGUCUCGACAAAGUCACCGGCGACUGCGUCGUCUGCGCGACGGGCGCCUUCGCGGAGGACCUGAGCGCGACCGCGUGCUCGCCGUGCCCGCCCGGUCGAGCCGCGCCCGUCGAGGGCGCGUCCAGAUGCGACGCGUGCGCGCCCGGAUCGUACGCGUCGCUCCCCGGAACGGAGACGUGCGCGCUCUGCCCCGGCGGCACGUUUCUCGGUUUCGGAGGCGCGUCGUCCGCGGAGCAGUGCGUCGCGUGUUCCCCCGGCACCUUCUCCGCGCUCCCCGGCGCGUCGGCGUGCGCGCCGUGCGGCCCGGGGACGUACCAGGAGUCUUCCGCUUCCACGGCGUGCGUCGAGUGCCCGGCGUCGACUUCGCUGGCGUACUCGCGCAGCCGCUCCGCCGCGGAUUGCCUCGCGUGCCCCUCAGGGUCCUUCGGCGACGCGCCCGGAAAGUCGAGCUGCGAGCCGUGCCCCGCGGGGCACUUCGCGGCGACGCCCGGGAGCUCCGUCUGCGCGCCAUGCGCGGUCGGGUCGUUUUCCGCGGGCGAGGGGAACGUGAAGUGCGACGCGUGUCCCGCGGGGACGUACGGCGCGGCGGCGGCGGCGACGAGCGCGGCGGCGUGCCCGCCGUGCGCGCCCGGGACGUAUUCCAACGCGUUGGGCGCGGCGUCGUGCGCGCCGUGCGCGCCGGGGACGUACGCGUCGAAUCCCGGGUCCACGGAGUGCGUAGGGUGUCCCGCGGGGACGUUCGGGUACGCGCCGGGGGCGACGUCCGCGGCGCAGUGCGACGCGUGCCCGAAGGGGGAGUAUAACCCGACGUCGGGGCGCGCGCGGAUCGAGUUUUACAACGCGUUGAUCGAGGCGACGGAGUACGUCAAAUGCGUGGACUGCGCGCAGGGGACGUACGCGGACGUCCUCGGGUCGACGGUUUGCAAGCAGUGUCCGCCGGGGACGCAUCUCAACUACACCGGCGCGCGGUCCGUCUCGGAGUGCUACGCGUGCGCGCCCGGGAGUUUCGCCCCCGUCGGAGGGCUGGACGCGUGCUUGCCGUGUCCUCCCGGGACGUACGUCGAAACCUUCGGCGGGAGCGCGUGCGUCGGAUGCCCCCCCGGAAGUUUCAACGCGUUCUUCGGGUCGAACUCCGUGGACGCGUGCGAGCCGUGUCCGCCCGGGACGUUCAUCGACGCCGCGGGCGGGGGCUCGUGCACGCUGUGCCCGGAGGGCCACUACCAGCCUCUGAGCGGGCAGAGCUCGUGUCUGAAGUGCGCGGCGGGAUUUUACCUUCCGGAGAAGAACGCGACGUCCGCGGACCAGUGCCUUCCAUGCGACGUCGGGACGUUCGCGGCCGCGCCCGGUACCGCGGAGUGUUCGCCGUGCCCCGCCGGGUCGUUCGCGUCCAGCCCGCGAUCGUCGUCGUGCGAUCCGUGCGCCGCGGGGACGGUGUACGGGCUCACGGGAGGGAACUCGUCGUCGCAGUGCGUCGCGUGCGGACCUGGCACCGUCGCGCCGAAUCCCGGCAUGUCCGAGUGCGCGGAGUGCCCGCUCGGGCGGUACAACACGUUCUUCGGCGCGACGUCGUGCACGCCUUGUUCCGCGGGGUUGUUCCUCCCGUUCACGGGCUCGCAGGACCCGCUUGAUUGCCAGCCGUGCGGGACGGACCCGUACGGGACGUACUCGCCGACGCCCGGCGCGGGCGCGUGCGAGCGGUGCCCGCGAGGCACGUACGCCGACGCCGACGGCUUGCGCGCGUGCGUUCCCGUCCCGCGAGGGUUUUUCUUACCGCAGCCCGGAAGCAACAGCAGCGCGGACGCGAUCCCGUGCCCGGUCGGGACGUUCGCGAACGAGCCCGGCGCGGAGCUCUGCGCGGACUGCCCCACGGGUUCGUACGCGGACCAGGUGGGGACGAUCGCGUGCUCGCCGUGCGACGCGGGGUUUUUCCUCCCCACCGAGAAGGCGACCUCCGGGGACCAGUGCCGGAAGUGUCCGAUCGGCACGAGAUCCGCCGCGGGCGCGGGGCAGUGCAACGUGUGCCCGCCCGGGCAGUACGGCGACGAGGAGGCGCUCCCGGAGUGUCUGAGCUGCCCGCCCGGGAUGUACCAAGCGCUCGCGGGCGCGUCGAGCGCGGACCAGUGCCUCGAGUGCGCCAUCGGCUUCCACAACACGCAGCCGGGGAAGGCGCAGUGUCUGCCGUGCAUCCCGGGGACGUACGGUAACCUCACCGGGAUGGCGGAGUGUUGGAAGUGCCUUCCGGGGACGUUUAUCGAUCUCGAGGGGUCGAUAUUUCCGAGCGACUGCGCGCCGUGCGCGUUGGGGACCUUCGCGGACCAGCACGGAUCCGCGGUGUGCGAUCCGUGCCCGCCCGGGUCGUACAACGACGAGGAGGGCCGCGACUCGUGCAAGCUGUGCCCGGCGCGGACGUACGGGCCGAGGACGGGCGCGACCGGGAUCGAACUGUGCGAGUACUGCCCCAGGUGGCACUUCAACACGACCCCGGGGACGUUCCAGGUGCAAGACUGCGUGUACGAGCACAGCGGCGCGCGAUCGUUCCGCGGCGGAGGAUGGACGUUCGCGGUCGUCGUCGCGCUCGUCGCGGCGUUGGGUUUAAUUUAGUUUAUUUAAUGUUAGAAGCUAGUAGUCUAAGAAAGUACGGAAGUACUUUCGAAAGUACGUUGAAAGUACCUUCGAAGGUGGGUAGUAC
Micromonas pusilla CCMP1545 is the source of this 11791-nucleotide messenger RNA. RefSeq names its product mastigoneme-like protein. Lineage: Eukaryota; Viridiplantae; Chlorophyta; Mamiellophyceae; Mamiellales; Mamiellaceae. The record is from RefSeq and is a predicted model, not a curated record. The transcript has 9 exons. The coding region runs from base 7 to 11703 and encodes 3898 amino acids. Gene Ontology annotation, molecular function: protein binding.